Desarmillaria tabescens is the source of this 1362-nucleotide messenger RNA. RefSeq names its product pyridoxal phosphate-dependent transferase. NCBI's taxonomy places the organism in Eukaryota, Fungi, Basidiomycota, Agaricomycetes, Agaricales, Physalacriaceae. The record is from RefSeq and is a predicted model, not a curated record. The transcript has 3 exons. Bases 24 to 1304 code for a protein of 426 amino acids. Gene Ontology annotation, biological process: biotin biosynthetic process. Gene Ontology annotation, molecular function: pyridoxal phosphate binding.
CAUCUUCUUGGCCUUUUACCAUCAUGACGACCAGGUCUGCCCUCGACAAGCAACUUCUGGCAGCGCUUAAGUCUCGAGAUGAACGUCUUAUACGACGACGACUGCCGGAUCCAUCGUCGUCGGCCACAUCGACGCUCAUCGACUUCAACACCAACGACUACCUUUCCUUAGCCAAUUCACCCGUUCUGCGGCACCGUUUCCUUGAAAAAAUACAAGACGCACCAGAUGUACUGGGAUCCGGAGGCUCUAGGCUCCUCGUGAACGGGUCAGCCCACAGCGCAUUGGAAGCCAGAUUAGCAGAGUUUUUCGACUCUCCUGCCGCACUACUCUUCAACUCGGGAUUUGACGCCAACGUCGGGUUUUUCUCGUGUAUACCUCAGCUCGGAGACGUGUUGGUGUAUGACGAGUACAUACAUGCUUCAGUACACGAUGGCAUCCGUGCUUCCCGGGCCCGCGACUCGCAAUACUCUUUCCCACAUAAUUCGGUGCAAGCGUUUCGGAACUUGUUGGUGGGGCUUCGGGGUGAGCGUCCGUCCUUGGCGGUGGGUGAGAACAGUGUGUUCGUCGCUGUGGAAAGCUUGUACAGCAUGGAUGGGACCUUUGCACCCUUGCAAGAAUUUGUGGACAUCCUCGAGGAGGUAUUUCCGCAGGGCAACGGAUACCUGGUGGUGGAUGAAGCACAUUCCACAGGGAUUUAUGGUCCCCAAGGCCGAGGACGGGUAGCCAUGAUGGGAUUGGAGAGCAGAGUGUUUGCACGCCUGCAUACCUUUGGCAAGGCUCUAGCUGCAACUGGAGCUGUCCUUUUGACGACGCCUCUAAUACGAGAUUAUAUGCUCAACUACGCGCGUUCACUGAUCUAUACGACGUCCCUCAGUUUCUCAAAUAUCAUCGCGGCUGACGCGUCUUUUGACAUGCUAGUGGACGGAACAGCGCGGAUACUAUCGGAAAAUCUGAUGGACAUAUCCUGGUAUUUCACGCGAUCGCUCAGUCAACGUCUCGCGGCAAUACCUCCCGACCUCCUUUCUCUGCCUCCAAACUUGGAAGCAUCCCCCAUUAUCCCCAUCAUGACUUCGCAGCCACGACCGUUGUCUGCUUUCCUAUACGCGCGAGGGAUGAAUGCUCGUCCAAUAACUUGGCCGACAGUACCAAAGGGUAAAGAUCGAGUUAGAGUGUGUCUUCACGCGGGUAACUCGCGAGAGGACAUCGACAGACUUGUGAAUGGAAUGAUAGAUUGGGCCGAGAGUGUCCUAGUAGAGCAACGGCGAAUUAGCUCGGGAGGAUCUAAUAUGUAUUCUGAUAUGUAAUUGUAGAUGUAUAACAGAACAAGCAAAGGCACUUAGAAAAGAUGGAUUCAAGUUUACA